This is a messenger RNA of Spinacia oleracea (spinach), 1141 nucleotides long. Its product is annotated as caffeoyl-CoA O-methyltransferase 5. The transcript has 5 exons. The record is from RefSeq and is a predicted model, not a curated record. Bases 105 to 881 code for a protein of 258 amino acids. NCBI's taxonomy places the organism in Eukaryota, Viridiplantae, Streptophyta, Magnoliopsida, Caryophyllales, Amaranthaceae. Gene Ontology annotation, molecular function: O-methyltransferase activity; S-adenosylmethionine-dependent methyltransferase activity.
UUGUAACCAUAGGCUUCAAAACUCACAGUCGAUCAUAUCAGCACCCUUAAUCACACGCAAAUCGAGAUUAAAGAAUAAUUAAUUAGAGAGAGAAAGUCAAAACAAUGGCUGACAUUGAAGUAGAGAAGCAAACCACCAACGAAACCCAGCAAGAACAGCCACAAUCUAAGGAAAUCAAACAUUCAGAAGUUGGACAUAAGAGUCUCCUUCAAAGUGAUGCCCUUUAUCAGUAUAUUCUCGAGACUAGUGUCUACCCAAGGGAGCCAGAACCCAUGAAGGAACUCAGAGAGAUCACCGCAAAUCACCCAUGGAAUCUGAUGACAACAUCUGCGGAUGAAGGGCAGUUCUUGAGUAUGCUUCUUAAGCUGAUUAAUGCUAAGAACACAAUGGAGAUUGGUGUUUACACUGGUUACUCUCUUCUUGCUACUGCUCUAGCUAUUCCUGAAGAUGGAAAGAUUUUAGCAAUGGAUAUAAACAAGGAAAACUAUGAAUUGGGUUUGCCUGUUAUGCAAAAGGCUGGAGUUGCGCACAAAAUUGAUUUCAGAGAAGGUCCUGCUUUGCCUGUUCUUGACUUAAUGAUUGAAGAUCCAAAAAACCAUGGAUCGUUCGAUUUCGUGUUCGUGGAUGCUGACAAAGACAACUACUGGAACUACCACAAGAGGUUGAUUGAUCUUGUCAAGGUAGGAGGAGUGAUCGGGUACGACAACACCCUAUGGAAUGGAUCUGUGGUUGCACCACCAGAUGCUCCCAUGAGGAAGUAUGUUAGGUACUACAGAGACUUUGUGUUGGAGUUCAACAAGUCUAUCGCUGCUGAUCCAAGGGUCGAGAUUUGCCAGCUUCCGGUGGGUGAUGGAGUUACCCUGUGCCGCCGAAUCAGCUGAUCUGUUCCCACUCUCACCAACCAACUCUUGGGCCUUUGCCUUUGGUGACACAUUUUCUUGUUUGGUCAAGCUUUUGAUUUCUACUUGUAUAAUUUUAAUCAUAUAAUAUGGGUGAUAUGGACCGACCCCUCCAAAAAAGUUGUGUUAUUUGGGCCUAGGCCUAAUUACUGAAGGUUCUGUUAAUCAUUCACCAAAAAAAAAGUGUUGGAAUAUAUUAAUCCUUUGUAUUUUCCAUUUCAAAUAGUACACAUUGUUUUUCA